CCACGACAACUUCAAAACUAACUGCUCUGGGAGCGAUUAUCUCACUAUACGGGGCCACCCUGCGUGAGGCUUGCACACUGCAAGUACCUGAUUAUUAGGCAUUCGAACCAUGCUCUCUCUUGGUACCAUCCUCUAUGUCUCCGUGCUCCUCAUCAAUGCUAUGGCCGUUCUGAGUGAAGACAGGUUCCUUGCCAGAAUUGGCUGGGCUUCGACGCCAGUACAGACUGGCGGCGCGUACGCGCAACCAUAUGAGCAGCCGGGGUAUGCAGGUGUACAGCAGGACGUUGGCGUGAAGGGCAGGAUUAUCAAUCUAAUAAGUGCUGUACGGACUCUAAUGAGGAUACCUUUGAUUGGCAUUAACCUAGUCAUUAUCGUAUAUGAACUCAUUCUCGGUGGUUGAAUGGAAUCUAUCCUUAUUUGUCAUGCAUACUAC
This is a messenger RNA of Somion occarium, 433 nucleotides long. NCBI's taxonomy places the organism in Eukaryota, Fungi, Basidiomycota, Agaricomycetes, Polyporales, Cerrenaceae. The record is from the annotation of a GenBank genome assembly.